Messenger RNA from Peromyscus leucopus (white-footed mouse), 1083 nucleotides. RefSeq names its product PRAME family member 14-like. Bases 1 to 1083 code for a protein of 360 amino acids. Gene Ontology annotation, cellular component: cytoplasm. The record is from RefSeq and is a predicted model, not a curated record. The transcript has 4 exons. Lineage: Eukaryota; Metazoa; Chordata; Mammalia; Rodentia; Cricetidae.
AUGAACUUCCAGGACCCACCAACACUCCAGCACUUGGCAGUCCAGGGCCUGCUGAAGGACGAGGUCUUGGCCAUCUCUGCUCUGCGGCAUCUGCCUAGGCUGCUGUUCUUACCACCGUUCAAGGAAGCCUUCACUGGCAGAUUUCUGAAGACCCUGAAGGCAAUGGUGGCAGCCUGGCCCUACCCCUGGCUCCCUGUGGGAUCGCUGAUGAAGACCCCCGAUUUGGAGAUCUUGAAGGCUGUGUUAGAUGGCCUGGAUAUGCUGCUCAUACAGGUUUGGCCCAGGUCAUGCACCAUAGCUUUUGGAAUGAAUGAAUGGGCUGGAGCUGAAGAUCUUGGCUGCUCACCACAGUUAGUAAGGAAAGAGCAAAAACUGGAGGAUAUUCCAAGACCAGAGGUGAGGCAGCCCUUGAAGAUAAUAGUAGACCUUUGCCUCAAGUUGCACAAACUUGAUGGAUAUCAUACCCACUUAUUGCAGUGGGCCAAGCCAAGGAAGAGUUCCCUGCAGCUCUGCUGCAGGAGGUUGCAGAUUGGGUUCUCCAAACUCAAUUGUCUCCAGCAUCUCUACAUGAAUCGGGUCUACUUUCUCACUGGUCAGAUGAAGCAUUUGGUCUGGUGCCUGAAGAGCCCCUUGGAGACCCUGUCCAUCAUUCUCUGCCAGUUCACACCGUCAUACACGAACCACUUAUCCCAAAGUCAGAGCCUCUGGCAGCUCAAUCACCCGAACCUGAGUGGUACUUCAUUAUAUAAUUUAUGUUUUAAGCCCAUCCAAGUUCUCCUAGAGAGUGUUACAGCCACUCUGCAGACCCUUGAAUUACCAAACUGUGGACUAGAGGACUCCCACUUCAGUGCCCUUCUGCCUGUCCUGAGCUGGUGCUCCCAGCUCACCAAGGUCAGUUUCUAUGACAAUGACAUGUCCAUGCUCAUCCUUAAGGACCUUCUGCACCACACAGCCAACCUCAGCCAGCUGUACCCUGCCCCUUUGGAAUGCUAUGACUAUGGUCAGCUUGCUCAAGUUUGUUCUCCACUCAUGAAAACACUUAAGGGCCAUAAGGCAGCCCAAGAAGGUCAACUUUGCUACUAA